Messenger RNA from Pelobates cultripes (western spadefoot toad), 245 nucleotides. The record is from the annotation of a GenBank genome assembly. NCBI's taxonomy places the organism in Eukaryota, Metazoa, Chordata, Amphibia, Anura, Pelobatidae.
AUGGCGCGAGUCCCACCAAGAUGGCUCCUACUAUUAUACUUCUCUCUGCCUGUUGUGGCUGGAGGACAUUUUCAUCCCCUUACAAGCAUGCCACACAGCCAAUCUGUUGCAUCACCAACAUGGAGAAUGGAGCGCCACGUGUCCAGUGACAGAGAGGCCUCUCGAUGCAAUAUGCAUAAGAAGAAACGCAUACUGCAUAAGACAUUCAUGGCUCUGACUACAAUAAAAGCCCUAAGAGGGCAGCG